Messenger RNA from Arachis stenosperma, 1416 nucleotides. RefSeq names its product galactolipase DONGLE, chloroplastic-like. The record is from RefSeq and is a predicted model, not a curated record. The transcript has a single exon. NCBI's taxonomy places the organism in Eukaryota, Viridiplantae, Streptophyta, Magnoliopsida, Fabales, Fabaceae. Gene Ontology annotation, biological process: jasmonic acid biosynthetic process. The coding region runs from base 1 to 1416 and encodes 471 amino acids. Gene Ontology annotation, cellular component: chloroplast. Gene Ontology annotation, molecular function: glycerophospholipid phospholipase A1 activity.
AUGGCUUCUGCCACUCAUCCACCCAGCAUCAACCACGUCACUUUCUCCCAAACCACUCUCCCCAAGUCUCACUCCUUUGGCCAGGUUUCACUCCCCAUCCCCACCACCAACAACCGUCUUCACUCCUCCUCCUCCCUCGAACCACAGGGAUUCAUAAACACACUUGUCUCCAACAAUAACACUAAUAAGCAAAUCACUACCACUCUCUACAAAUUGUGGAGAGAGGUUCAAGGGUGCAACGACUGGGAAAACCUACUUAACCCUUUGCAUCCUCUCCUUCGUCAAGAGAUCAUUCGCUACGGCCAGUUCGUGAGGGCUUCUUACAAGGCCUUCGACUUGGAUCCAACCUCCAAGAGAUACCUCAACUGCAAGUACGGCAAGAAUACCAUGUUGAAGCAGGUAGGCAUGGCUGACUCUAGUGAUCAUCACUACCAAGUCACUAAGUACAUCUACGCCACCCCUCCUGACAUCAACAUUAUUCCUCCCUCCGCCCGCUGGAUCGGCUACGUGGCCGUCUCCUCCGACGAAUCCCUUCAAACGCUUGGAAGGAGGGACAUAGUCAUAACCUUCCGGGGAACAGUAACCAACCUGGAAUGGAUUUCCAACCUCAUGAGCGCCCUAACUCCUGCCAAUCUGGAUCCGCAAGAUCCGCGGCCGGAUGUCCAAGUAGAGUCAGGCUUCCUCUCACUCUACACCUCCGAGGAGAGCGCGGACAAGAAGUUCGGCCUCCAGAGCUGCAGAGAGCAGCUCCUCUCGGAGGUGUCGCGGUUGAUGAGGAAGCACAAGGGAGAGAGCGUGAGUAUAACCCUGGCUGGUCACAGCCUGGGUAGCGCUCUCGCUCUCUUGCUUGCCUACGACAUAGCAGAGCUCGGACUCAACAACACUAGCCGUCGGGAGGAGGUGCCCAUAACCGUUUUCUCCUUCGGGGGCCCCAGGGUUGGCAACCUGCAAUUCAAGAAGAGGUGCGAGGAAUUGGGAGUGAAAGUUCUGAGAAUAGCGAACGUGAAUGACCCCAUCACGAAGCUGCCUGGGGUUGUGUUCAACGACGACAACCUGCCAUGGAGUUGUUCCUGUUAUGCCCAUGUGGGCGUGGAACUGCUUCUUGAUUUCUUCAACGUCCAAAACCCUUCUUGUGUGCAUGACUUGGACACCUAUAUUCGCCUUGUUAGAAACCCCAUCGUCAAUAGUAAUAGGGUUCAACAAAAAGAACAACCUCUCAUCAACCUUUUCAUGGAGAAGGCAACACACUUCCUCUCCACCUCCCAAAAUAACAUCAACAUCUUGCCCCAAAUCUUUUCCGCCGCAGCCAACCACCAGCCUGCUUCUUGGUUAACUUCUCUUUCAAGAGACAUUUUAUUUUCAUGCGCUGAUGAACUGCUUUUUUUGGCCUUGUUCCUUUCUUCUUGCACUAUUUAG